Molecule: messenger RNA, 864 nt
Organism: Aureobasidium pullulans EXF-150
Lineage: Eukaryota; Fungi; Ascomycota; Dothideomycetes; Dothideales; Saccotheciaceae
Product: U6 snRNA-associated Sm-like protein LSm7
Exons: 3
Coding region: 46-480 (144 amino acids)
Biological process (GO): nuclear-transcribed mRNA catabolic process; mRNA splicing, via spliceosome
Cellular component (GO): U2-type prespliceosome; Lsm1-7-Pat1 complex; spliceosomal tri-snRNP complex
Molecular function (GO): RNA binding
Source: RefSeq, a predicted model, not a curated record
CUCAUCCACCAGCUCUCACACACCAACACAACACAAUCACACACAAUGUCAGAACGCGGUCAAUUCCGCGGCGGCGCACGCGGAGGAAGAGGAGGAAACCGUGGCGGUGGUAGAGGUGGCAACAACAACCAACACCAGAACAACAGAAACAACAACCAAAACGACAGCGAGACACCGCGCCCCAAGAAGGAAAAUAUUCUGGACUUGAACAAGUACAUGGACAAGGAGAUUCAGGUCAAAUUCAGUGGAGGCAGAGAGGUUACUGGCACACUCAAGGGUUACGAUCAAUUGAUGAACUUGGUCUUGGACGACGUCAAGGAAAUCACACGCGACGACGAAGGCAACACCUCAUCAAGACCCCUCGGUCUCCUAGUCGCACGCGGAACCCUACUCGUCCUCAUCUCCCCUCUCGACGGCAGCGAAGAAAUCGCAAACCCCUUUGUUCAGACCGAGGAGGAGAAUGCUGCUCCCGCCAUUUGAGCCACCAUCGCAGAUUCACACCACAUCACCACACGAAAAUGAAACACGAUACGAACAAAGGGCGGCACUGCAAACGUAAUAGCCACAUACACUUGACGCUCGGGAAGAUAUUCGAAAGCAUGCCUGAGGUCUUUGCGACCACGAGUGAUGGAGUGCAAGGUCGAUAUGCGCACAAAACGCAGGCCACACGUCUUCCAUUUUUCGGCUCCAAGAUUUUCUUGCCGAGCGUAUCACCCUGACUUCAUCGACGAUAUGGUUCUCACACCACACCCAACCAUUAAAACAUAUCAACAAAUGAUUCAGUACGCAGCACUAAACAGCAUAACUCUGACACUAAAUCACCGUCCCAAAAAAACAAAUGCAAAAACAAGUUCAAUGUCUCCC